AUGGCUGGGUACUUUGGUGUUGCCUUGAUCCCUGUUCCGAACGCUAUGUAUCAAGGGUGGUUCCACGGUGGGAAAUCGAGUACUGAUGCGACCACUGCGAGGGCUCUUCUAGAAGGCGACUCAGCAGUCCUGGCUAUCGGAUCUGCCCAGCUAUCUGUGCCCCAGGUUAGCUUAGCAAGUCCGACUGAAGGAGAUUCCGGCUUCAAGUCCGACGUAGUAGCGAUGAUCUUAGCCGAGGCGGUUCUUGCUGCCAUCGCUGCUCGGAAGACUGUCUCGGCUGAGUAG
Messenger RNA from Fusarium venenatum, 285 nucleotides. Lineage: Eukaryota; Fungi; Ascomycota; Sordariomycetes; Hypocreales; Nectriaceae. The record is from RefSeq and is a predicted model, not a curated record.